Molecule: messenger RNA, 4582 nt
Organism: Chara braunii
Lineage: Eukaryota; Viridiplantae; Streptophyta; Charophyceae; Charales; Characeae
Source: the annotation of a GenBank genome assembly
GCCAGGACGGCUCCCACCCGUUGCAACCACUGUGCGGGCCACUUUUGUUCGUCGCCGUUCGCGCCGACAGAAUGCGACUCGCAGGGUCCAUCGUCCAGUGGGUCGACGAUGGCGAAUUCAAUUUCAAGUUUACGUUGAAGAAACAUUACACAAGUGAUGGUUCUAUCGAUGGCAUCGCAAAGGGAUGCAAGGUUGCCGGAAGGAUGUUCGGCGGGUAUGGCCGUCGUGUGAUGUCUUUGCCUCACUUUCUCCUGCUAGCGCCGGGGCACGACGAGGCCGUUCACAUCACAGACUUCCUCGAGGUGUGGGCGAAAUCUGGUACCUCUGUCAGUGCCGUGGACGUCGGACCUGGAAAUCGAUCAGUGGUCCUAUUGGGUUCGCGGAAGGAGAGUGCUCUGAAAGGGAGAUGGGAGGUUCGAGAGGUGCGUGGGUCAGAUGAAACGACUCGCCGGGCCCAACCAGCGUCGGGGGAACUACAGACGGAGUUGAGCCAGGAACGAGAAGCGAGUGGGAACGUCGCCGGUGAGGAGGAGGUGUCCGAGCAGGGGCUGUUCGGUGAGAGAUCGGCUGAAAAGACUCAGUCGGGAGGCAAGCGCAACUUGCCGGAGGAGGAAGAGCGAGAGGGACUAGGUGCUCUGAAAAGGCAGAGAAAGGUAGGAGGGAGUGCUCGGAAGCCAACAACACGAGAGGGUGGUUCCGUUGAGAAGAGGAAAAGUGUUGGAGGUGGGGAUGAAAUGCCAAAAGACUCGUCGACACAGCGAAGAACCGGUGACUCUUCCGGGAAAAGGGCGAAAUCAUCGAGGGGGAAGAAAGCAGACGAGGGCGACAGCGGGGAGGGGGAUGAUGACGUGGAGAUUAACCUCAACGCCUUUAACCUCGACAAUGAGUUCUUCCUCGAGAUGCAGACAGGGGUGCAGAAGGACGUCGUGUUGCACAUCCAUCCCGAAAUAAUUUUAGCUAUUCCAGACUGGGAAGACGCGUACAACCACCGAUCCUUGGACAAGUUCCUCGUUGAUACCAUCGCGUCGGCUAUGACCGACUGCUACGAACGUAAAGACAUGAGAUACACGAACCCCAUUUUCGUUCUCGCUCCGAUCGUCGCGCCUCCAGAGAACGGCGAGCCUGCUGUGCGCGUGCUGCCUGCUGACUUCGACAACUCACACCCAGAGAAAUACUGGUAUUAUCCUGUGUGUGGACAGCAUAAUGCGAGGGCGGCGAUGAUGGUGAAAGACCAUCCCGUGUUUGAUUACUACAACUUCUGUAAAUGGCCGUUCGGACCGAUCUACUUCCCUGACGACGAGUUCAACGGCUACGCCCAUGUCAGCUAUGACUCCGUCUUCGCUUUGGGGUUGAAGUUCUAUGAGGAGUGGUCGAAAGGGAAACUCCUCGCUUCCGACAGUCGGCGUUGGAUUGAAAAGCCGCCCACCCAUGAGGAGGUGGCCAAGCCAGGCCUCUCCACUAUGACUGACAGCCAGGGGCUGAAGAAACACGUCUGGUACGUGAAGGUGGACGACCCGUCGUUGAAAAAGGGGAAGGGGAAGCCAAAGAAAGGCGCGGAGGAGAAAACUUUCUACGUCCAAGUUCCGGAGCCGGAUGUCUACUGCUGGAAGGAAUUGGUGGACUUGACGGACCGCGAGAAUAAAAGGUUGUUGAACAGCGUCUUGAACCUUAACGUCGUGUGGGUUCAAACGAGUAGCAAAAAGUUGGCCGAGCAGGGGACGUUCAGUGUCAAGGAGUUGGUCGACAUAAUAAAAAUGGACUGGAUUAUGCUGAGGCUGAGACACUACUUGGAGUUCGAGUACGAGGAAAUGAAUAAGUGGGAGUGGAAUGCCAACUCCACGUUCUUCAGGUCCAAGAAGCAACUGUUCGAAGAGUUCAAGGACAGAGGUCUCGACGACAAGCUUUGGAACGAGAGUAGGAAAUUUUUCACGGACACCACAUACGUCAACAAGUGCCCUCAGUUUCUCGGGUGUCAUCACGACAACAACAUCAAGAGAACGGCGGCCCUCGUCAACGACCAGCAUUUCCCGGCGGAGUGGAAGCGUGUCGUCCUUUCGGACUACUGGACAUUGGUGGUAUUCGUCCCCUGCUUGUGGAACCUAUCCUUCAUGAUAUGUUUGUCUGCGCUUGGGGCUACCCGAUGCUACACGGGGAAGUGGGUUCGGAAGACGGCAUCGAAGAAGACGCAUCAGUUCGGAAACAGCGUCUCGGAGGAGCCGGAUGUGAUGCACAUCCUUUUCAAAGGCGAGGAUCCUCGGCUAUUGACUCACCCGGUGUACGAGGGAGCUGUUGCUGAAGACGACGACGCCGCUCUCCGGAGGAAACAAAAAGUGACACCCACGGAUGUGGAGGAGAACUAUUUCAAGUCUUUGACUUUCGCGGACAUCGGAAACGUGACCCAGAGGGGGGCUCUGUACAAGGACGGCGAGCGGAAUCCGAAUCAGUUGUGCAAUCAGCUUCUUUUCUUCUGUGGUGUGGCGGAUGUCUAUGUCACCCAUGAAGUGUCGUCCAAGGCUUACCCAUGUGAUUUCCACCACGUCGUGGUCGAGCCCGUUUAUGACCCGAACAAGGACAUGUUCUUCAAGUUGACUCCGAAGAAAAGGCGCCAGGUCUACCCCUUCCUUUACGGCGAACAACCAAGGUUGAGAUUUGACCAGCAGUACGUGGUGCGGAAGGAAGUCGCCAUUGCGGUCCUCCAGGGCUACCACAGAGCGAGUCGGGCCGGCGCUGUGAGCUUCAUUAAGAGGCUGGAAUAUGUCUUUUUUAACGAGGAUGUUGUUGAUCCGGCCGACUUCACUUUGGAUAAGUACAAGCUGGCAUUCGGUGAGGAGGACGACUUCAAUAUCGAGACUGAGCAGGAGGAGAGCAUUGAGGACAACCUCUUCGAUUUGGACGGAGAAUUGUCAAAUAAAUGGUUGGAAGUGUCCUCCGCGUUCUACGCCCUUCCGUCAAGCCCGUCAAUUAAGCAAGUGAGUUGGGAGUUGUCUGGGGUCACCCCGCCGGCAGGAGUUGUGAAGGGCAAGUCUCGCGGAAAGGACGGCGACGGGGAUGGUGAAGGCGGCGGGCAACGAGGUACCGGAGGUGGAAGUGAAAAGCGUUCGACGAAACAGUGGUCUCCGGGGCACGCAAGCGGCGGAGAGGGGAAAAAGGGCAGCCUAGAGAAGAAGAAGCUUCGCAGCGGAGAGAAGACAAAGCAUCACAGAGGAGACGGGCAGGGGGCCGAUGUCGACCGCGGUGAGGACGGUGGGGUUCUGGCGGUAACAGGCCGCACCUCUAUGGAGACGGGGAACGGCUUGAGGCCUGGGUGUAUUACGCGGCCUGGCGAGGAGGACCAUGUGAUUAGCUCCACCAGCGAAACACAGUUUAUCGAUGCGGUUGGCGGGGCGGGUGUCACAAAGCAUGGAACAUGCUUCGCUCAGCUGCAAAAACGGUUGGCGGAUUGUCUCGGAUCAAUCCAAACCUCGGAGACGACCUCGUUGUCCGGAACUCAAUGCCUUCCGGGAAGCGAGACGACAACAUACCACGGGUCCGGCAGCGAUAAGCUGGAACCGUGUUCCGUUUCGCCUCAAAAGGAAUUUCAGAUUAAUCCGAACCGCGAAGGCCGUGCCAUCGAGGGAGCACGACUGUCUACAGAACUCGAACGGGUGGUCCGGGUUUCCGAAAACCCUGGCGACGGAAUUCGGAUUCAUCCGAACCAGGAAGCCGUGUCUGCCAUGACAAACCAUUGGUGUCAGGAUGCAGUAAUGUUGUGCGUGGAAGCCCACAAGGAGCUGCAGGCGGACUGUCAGACAGAGGGUGAGUUGGCGACCAGUUCCAAUGUCGAGCCCAACAGAUUUGGAGCCGAGUUAGCAGUCGUAAGCGACUCCCCAGUGAAAGCGGUCAUGUCGGCGUCAUUGGGAACUGCGGGGGCUCAGAUGAAUCCGAACCAAGGCCCUGUGAACAUCUCCCUCCCUGAUGCAUCUUUGGGGACGACCGUGAUUCGGAUUCAUCCGAGGCAUACGGACGAAGGACUUCAACUGGCAGGCGUUGAGGGUUGUCGACUACUGACGACUUUGGACAAGGACAAUUUUGCCGACGACCGGAUUGAUCCAACACUCAAGGACGUCGGGAUGGAGCUACCAGUUCAGCCGGGAUACGACGAUCCCUUGUACUCCGCCCUUCACAACGAGGCGACGGGGGAGGACGAUCUGAAGAAGGCCUCUGACGCUGUUGGAGAUAGAUUUCUCUAUUUGAGUGACGACGACAAAGACACAGCGUACGGGGACAAGAAGUUAAGGGGGGGAGAGGUGUUGUUGGACAUCCAUGGGACAUUGAGCCCAACACAAUACGACACAGUGGCAAUGGAGAAAACACAACCUGCCGAUAUUGUGGACGUCGACGAUCUUUGUCCGGAGAUGAAUAUACCGUCUACAGUCAUCGACGCCGACAUCUCGAGCCUGUCAAGUUUCCCUGUGGGUUUGGAGCACGUCGUCGCCUCGUCGACGCGCGCAGGGGUGCCAAUCGGUGGGCUCUGGUGAAGUGGUAGCUAGGCCUGGUAAGCACUGACUUUCUCUGCUUUCUUCCCGCUCGUCUGCCCGUUCGU